Cimex lectularius (bed bug) is the source of this 1631-nucleotide messenger RNA. It is a transcript of the gene TfIIB, whose product is annotated as transcription initiation factor IIB. Gene Ontology annotation, cellular component: transcription preinitiation complex; nucleus. The transcript has 6 exons. NCBI's taxonomy places the organism in Eukaryota, Metazoa, Arthropoda, Insecta, Hemiptera, Cimicidae. The record is from RefSeq and is a predicted model, not a curated record. The coding region runs from base 256 to 1203 and encodes 315 amino acids. Gene Ontology annotation, molecular function: TBP-class protein binding; RNA polymerase II general transcription initiation factor activity. Gene Ontology annotation, biological process: transcription initiation at RNA polymerase II promoter; transcription preinitiation complex assembly.
UCUCCAGAUCUGUUUCGAAACUCUCUCGUCAGUCGUCGUCACUCGUCUCUCGUCAGUCGCUUUUCGAUGUGUGUGUGAGUUGUUUCUUUUAGUCCCCAUCUGUGAAGUCGGUUGCGAGUUUAUUCACGGUCACACAGUUCAAACAGUUGGAGAGUUUUAUUCCCGGCUGCCCGUUUCGAACGUUUACUUCUCCGAUCGGAAGUGAUAUGAAAUAGUUGUUUUUCUUCUCCCGGACUCCUCCAGUUGACUUUCAUCAUGGCCAGUUCUUCGGGGUACGACACAAACAAGAUUUGCUGCAACGCCCAUCCGGACGCUUUUCUCAUUGAGGACCACAGGGCAGGUGACCAGAUCUGUUCCGAAUGUGGCCUUGUUGUUGGAGACAGGGUAAUAGACGUAGGUUCUGAAUGGCGUACUUUCAGCAACGAAAAGAGCGGCGUGGACCCGUCUCGUGUCGGUGGGCCAGAAAAUCCUCUUCUCAACGGUUCCGACCUUUCGACCAUGAUUGGCCCCGGGCGAGGUGAUGCUUCUUUCGACGACUUUGGCAUCUCCAAAUACCAAAACCGCAGGACGAUGAGCAGCUCGGACAGGGCGCUGAUAGUCGCUUUCAAAGAAAUAAACAGCAUGGCUGAUAGAAUCAACCUACCAAAGACUAUAAUCGAUAGAGCAAAUAACCUUUUCAAGCAGGUGCACGACGGCAAGAAUCUUAAAGGAAGAGCGAAUGAUGCUAUCGCCUCGGCCUGCUUGUAUAUUGCAUGUCGACAAGAGGGAGUUCCCAGAACAUUCAAGGAAAUAUGUGCUGUCAGCAAGAUAAGUAAAAAAGAAAUUGGAAGGUGUUUUAAACUGAUACUCAAGGCGCUCGAAACGAGUGUUGAUCUUAUUACAACUGGAGAUUUUAUGUCGCGUUUUUGCUCCAACCUUGGGCUGUCUAUCAUGGUGCAAAGGGCAGCUACUCACAUUGCCCGCAAAGCUGUGGAAAUGGACAUUGUCGCGGGAAGAUCUCCUAUAUCAGUCGCCGCCGCUGCAAUCUACAUGGCCUCACAAGCAUCUUACGACAAGAGGAGCCAGAAGGAAAUUGGGGACAUAGCCGGUGUCGCCGACGUGACAAUCCGACACUCUUACAAACUGAUGUACCCUCAUGCUGCGAAAUUGUUCCCAGAAGAAUUCACUUUCACCACUCCCAUCGAUCAGUUGCCGAUGAUGUAGACAACCCAGAUGCUCAGUCGAAGUUUUGCAAAUUCAUGCUGUUUGUACAUAAAGCGUAUUGAUUUUUCUGAUUUGUAUGUAUUCAUUGUAUUCAUAAUACGAUAUUGGAUGAUAAGAUCAUUUCAUCAUUCAAUGUUUUUAUCAAUUUUUCAACCUUAUUCCAUGAUGUAACGUUGUAAACAAAUAGUAUGUACAUUAGGGUCAUAUAUUUUUUUUAUUUAAAAACGCAUAAGUGAGCAAUAUAAUUAUAGUGAAGUUACAAUAUAAUUUUUUAAAAUAAAAUAACUUUAUAGAAGAUUGUAUAAAAUCCCAAAAUAAUGUAAUAUUAUCAAUUAUAUCUGGGAUGAAUUUGAACUAUUGGAAAUGCUUUUCCUUAAGAAAAACCAUCCCAGAAAUCACAUUAUAAAUAAAAUAAACACUAAUUUGCA